GAAAAGCUCGCAAUCUUAUCUUGUGCAGUUUCACAACUUCUCCUUCUUUGCCACCAAAAACUCAAAUUCAUCAAGCAAAAAUGGCUACAUUUUUGCUCGCAAACGCGAAAGUGUUUCUCCCUUGCGUUCCAUCUACAUCUACACAUUCACAUUCAACAAUUCAAAUUGUGUGUAGAUCUGUUGCUCCUUCUGAGACAUGCUCCAUCGUUACAAGCAGGAGAGCCAUCGCUCUCUCUCUCGCGACCGCAGCCGGCUUUCUCUCCGGCGCCAAUUACAAGGCCGGCGCCGCCAUUUUGGAGGCGGAUGAAGAUGACGAGCUGAUGGAGAAGGUGAAGAGAGAUAGGAAGAAGAGGCUCGAGAUCAGCUCAUCCACUCAGGAAAAAGCAUACCUGCAAGAUGUUGUGUACAAACUGAGCAAAAUAGGGCAGGCUAUUGAGAAGGAGGACCUUGCUGAAGCAAAUUCUGUUAUUGUGUCAGCCAAGGAUACUGAAUGGCUCCAGAAGGUUAAUGCUGCCCUCAACAAGUUGAGUUCUAGUGAAGAGGAGAAGACAGAGGCUGAUCUAUUCCAACUGUCAAUGGCUUCCUUAAUCUCAUCUAUUUCUGAAAAAGAUGAAGAAGGGUCUAAGAUAGCAUUUGUGGCAUCUGCAACCGCCUUUGAGAAGUGGACCACUCUAUCUGGAUUGGCCGGACAACUCAAGGGCCUUUGAACCACUACAACAUAUGGAGUACAAUUUUUCAGUUUUAUUUCUUCACUUGUAACUCACUCAAUUUAUUUAUUACAAUAUAUUCUAUUGUAUUGGCAUCCAAUCCUUGCUCCUUGAGAAAAAUAAAUACUACCAAGGCCUUUUUGUAAAA
This is a messenger RNA of Salvia splendens (bonfire salvia), 855 nucleotides long. RefSeq names its product chloroplast thylakoid lumen protein. The transcript is spliced from 4 exons. The coding region runs from base 81 to 707 and encodes 208 amino acids. Lineage: Eukaryota; Viridiplantae; Streptophyta; Magnoliopsida; Lamiales; Lamiaceae. The record is from RefSeq and is a predicted model, not a curated record. Gene Ontology annotation, biological process: photosystem II repair.